AUGGUCACCAUGGCCGACGAAUCCUCCUCCCUCCCCAUAGACCAAUCCCACAUCCUCCUCACAUCAUUCAACACCUUCCUCACCGUCGCCAUCCACAACAUCCUCUUCUACCGCCGUCUCUACCCCCCCGAAACCUUCCUCUCCGCCCGCGCCUACAACCUCCCCGUCCACCAAAACCGUCACCCAAAAGUAUGCACCUGGAUCACCGACGCCGUCUCCUCCGUCGCCGCCCAGCUAUCAUCAGGCAAAGUCUACCUCAUAGCAGUAGUAAUCCACUCCCCUCUCGACCCUUUCUCCCUCUCCUUCCCCCCCUCCCCAUCCCCCAUCCCUCCAGGCUCAGUCCUAGAACGCUACACAUUCGACACCUCCCACUUCCCAACCUGGACAACCCCCUCCAUGGCCACCCACGCCCGGAUCCUGGAAAAGGACUUCCGCUCCGAAGUCACCCGUGAGCCGUUACUCAACCACCCCUCCCUUAACCUUACCAACCUUAACGAGCAAUUCCGGGCUUGCCUCCUCAAGAUGGCGCAGGUGAUGGAGCGGUUGAGUCCGAUACCAGAGGGGUGCACGUUCACGCUAGCUGUAGAGCUGAAAGAUGACGCUGCUGCUCCCAUCGGUCACCAUCAAGAUUGGAUCCCCUCAGAACCAACUGAUCCUCCACCAGAGCCACAAGACAGAAAAGGCAAGGGGGGGUGCGUCACCUCAGUGGCAUCCAGGGCAGAAACCGGGGUAGCAGCCAAAACUACACCAGUCAGGGUGGUGGAGGCUGGACCGCUGUGGUUUGAGUGCUGGGUUGAGGAGUCGAGGGCAAAGGUUGGGUUGAUGGAAUUUACGGCUGCGCAAGAGAGAGUGUGA
Messenger RNA from Podospora anserina S mat+, 855 nucleotides. RefSeq lists its product as uncharacterized. NCBI's taxonomy places the organism in Eukaryota, Fungi, Ascomycota, Sordariomycetes, Sordariales, Podosporaceae. The record is from RefSeq and is a predicted model, not a curated record. The coding region runs from base 1 to 855 and encodes 284 amino acids. Gene Ontology annotation, cellular component: zeta DNA polymerase complex. The transcript is spliced from 2 exons.